AUGAACAAAAAUUGGAAUGAUAGGGCCGACAAGGACCUUUUCUUCACUAUCCUCUCCGUCAAGAACAUUGGCGUCAUCAGCGGCUCGGAAUGGACCACCAUCGGCAACCACAUGCGCACCCUGGGUUAUGGCUUUACCAACGAGGGUUGUAGGCAACACUUCCAAGGUCUUCGUCGCGCUCAGCACAAGGCCGAGACCAGUGGGAGCCCGGACAGCUCUCGGAAGGUUGAUCCUACUUUGAACCCGAUUACUCGACGUCCUGGUCCAGGUCGUGGAAGGCCCAAAAAGCAGCCUCAGCAACCUGCGCCGAUGUCGAUUCCUGCUCUUCCUGGUCAAACUAGUCAACUGGGCCAACCCGGUCAACCCGGUCAGUUUGGGCCUGCCCAAGAAUUUCACGACAGUCAAAUCUCUCUUCCAGAACAGGCCGAUGAUCAGGCCGAUGAUCAGCCCGAACACCAGCCAGAACACCAGCCCGAACAACAAGCCGAUCAUAAACAGGACAGCCAACAAGACCAUCAGCCCGAGCAUCAGCCCGAACAUCAGCUCGACCAUCAGCUUGAUCACCAGCCUGGCCACCAGCACGAUCAUGAGCAGUCAAUACAAGAAGACCAGUCCCAUGAACAGCCGCCCGCAAUGCCCGAUGGCCUUGAUGCGUUGCCAGAAUCCUUGGAUCUCCCUCUUAAGGAGGACUCACUCGACUUGUCCCUCAAGGAAGACAACGAUGACGAGCAGGAUGGCCACGAUGCUAAGAGAAUAAAGCUCGACAACCCCCCUCAGGACCCGUCUCUUGUUGAUGACGAAGCUGUAUUAGCUCUGGCCGCCCACAGCGAUGCCCCUUCCGUUGACGGCUACGCUUCCGAGUAUCCAACAGCUGGUCUUACUGGGUCAGACUCGCACAGCUUUAGCUAUGGUGGCGAGGUGUAG
Messenger RNA from Colletotrichum higginsianum IMI 349063, 924 nucleotides. RefSeq lists its product as uncharacterized. The coding region runs from base 1 to 924 and encodes 307 amino acids. NCBI's taxonomy places the organism in Eukaryota, Fungi, Ascomycota, Sordariomycetes, Glomerellales, Glomerellaceae. The transcript has 2 exons. The record is from RefSeq and is a predicted model, not a curated record.